AUGGCUUCCACACGAGAAACGCUGCUCUCUACAGCCAAAAAAGUAUCAUUCGAGAUCCCAAAAGAUGAAAUAUCAGAGUAUGAAGAGCUUCUCUCCCGCACAAAGAAGACCCUCGAAACCGUCGCCGCAAUGGAUGACUACCAACCACAACCAAACCUAACAAUCCACCCCAGAAAAAACAUCUACCUCCCACCACCCCAAUCCCCUUCAAACCCCCUAAACGCCUGGGCCUGGCGCUUCACUCUGGCCUCCACAUCCCCCACAACCAACACACUAGCCACGAAAACCCUCUGCCUCAAAGACAACAUCUGCGUCGCCGGCAUCCCAUGCCUACUCGGCACAUCCACAAUAACCCCCUGGACCCCGCAAACCGACGCAACAAUCGUAACCCGCAUCCUGGACGCCAGCGGAACCAUCACCGGAAAGGCUGUCUGCGAGAAUCUCUCCCGCGGCGCCGUAAGUUCCACCGCCGCCACAGGACCGGUCCAUAACGCUUACGCGUUCGGGUAUUCCGCGGGCGGGAGCAGUUCCGGCACGGGGGCGCUUGUCGCGUCUGGGGCUGUGGAUAUGGGGAUUGGAUGUGACCAGGGUGGGAGUAUACGUAUCCCUGCGGCGUUGAACGGGUUAUAUGGGUUUAAGCCGACGGCGGGGCUUGUGCCAUACACGGGGAUUGUGAGUAAUGAGGCGAGUGUUGAUGUUGUGGGGCCUAUGACGAGGAACUGUAGGGAUGCGGCGGUGCUGCUGGGUGUUAUUGCCGGGUGGGAUGGGCUGGAUGAUCGGGCUGGGCCCGGGGUGAAGGGUGUUGGGGAUAUUCCGUGUUAUGAGCGGUUGAUGGAGGAGGGGGUUGAAGGGGUUAGGAUUGGGGUUUUGAGGGAGGGGACUCCGGGUGGGAUUGAUCCUGGGGUUGAGAGGAAGUUCAGGCAGGCUGUUGGUGUUUUUGAAGGACUGGGUGCGAGUGUAUGCGAGGUCAGCGUGCCGCUUCAUGCGCAGGCGAGGAGUGUUUAUUCGGUGCUGAGCAAGAUGGGGAAUCAUAUGGGGAUGUUAGGGCAGGCAACGGGACGGCGGCAGGUCAUGUUAACUGAUCUAUACGAGAAGAAGGAUUUUCCUUACACGCCUGAAGUCAUCAGCAAGAUGAGCGUCAUGAGCAAAGAAGGGCUGCUGAGCGGAGAAUUCGCGUGGCAGCACUACACAGCAGUCUAUCCAAAGGCAGUGAACAUCAUGCGCAAGUUGAAAGAUCUCUACGAUGAGGUCCUCUCCUCUGUUGACGUGAUAGUAAUGCCGACGACCCUUUCGCCUGCAAGGCCUCUCCCACCGGUAGACGCAAGUCCACUGGCUCAAAUAGACGCAGCGAAAGGAAUGACGGAAAAUACCUGCUCCUUCAAUGCUACGGGACAUCCUGCACUGGCGAUGCCGAUUGGGUUUGUAGCGGCGGAGGAUGAGAGUAUACAGUUGCCGGCUAGUAUGCAGAUUGUGGGGAGAUGGCAUGAUGAGGUUAUGAUUUCGCGAUGUGCGUAUGCAUGGGAGAAGGCGGUUGACUGGAGAGAUUUCUAG
Aspergillus versicolor CBS 583.65 is the source of this 1551-nucleotide messenger RNA. RefSeq lists its product as uncharacterized. The coding region runs from base 1 to 1551 and encodes 516 amino acids. The transcript has 3 exons. Gene Ontology annotation, molecular function: catalytic activity. The record is from RefSeq and is a predicted model, not a curated record. Lineage: Eukaryota; Fungi; Ascomycota; Eurotiomycetes; Eurotiales; Aspergillaceae.